Messenger RNA from Echinops telfairi (small Madagascar hedgehog), 1086 nucleotides. Its product is annotated as deoxynucleoside triphosphate triphosphohydrolase SAMHD1. Gene Ontology annotation, molecular function: dGTPase activity. The annotation marks the transcript as partial. The record is from RefSeq and is a predicted model, not a curated record. Gene Ontology annotation, cellular component: nucleus. The transcript is spliced from 11 exons. Lineage: Eukaryota; Metazoa; Chordata; Mammalia; Afrosoricida; Tenrecidae. Gene Ontology annotation, biological process: dGTP catabolic process; regulation of innate immune response; defense response to virus.
GCGCUGCAUGAGAAACAACCGGAGCUGCAGAUAAGUGAGCGAGACAUGCUCUGUGUUCAGAUUGCGGGGCUUUGUCAUGAUCUCGGUCAUGGACCGUUUUCCCACUUGUUUGAUGGAAUAUUUAUUCCACUUGCUCGCCCAGACAUAAAAUGGACGCACGAACAGGGCUCCAUCAUGAUGUUUGAUCACCUGGUUGAGUCUAAUGGACUCAGAGAAGUCAUGGAGCACUACGGACUCGUCCCUGAAGAAGACAUCUGUUUCAUCAAGGAACAGAUCAUAGGACCACUUGAAUUCUCAGUGCAAGAGCCUACUUGGACCUACAAAGGGCGGCCUAAAGAGAAACGCUUCCUCUAUGAGAUAGUGGCCAAUAAGCGCAAUGGCAUUGAUGUGGACAAGUGGGACUAUUUUGCCAGAGACUGCCAUCAUCUUGGAAUCCAAAAUAAUUUUGAUCAUGAACGCUUUAUCAAGUUUGCCCGUGUCUGUGAAGUAGAUGAGGACAGGUAUAUCUGUACUAGAGAAAAGGAAGUUUGGAACCUGUAUGACAUGUUCUACACACGCUACUCUCUGCACCGCCGAGCUUACCAACACAGAGUUGGCAACAUCAUCGAGAUCAUGAUUGCAGAUGCUUUCCUCAAAGCAGACGCCCAUAUAGAGAUUACAGGUGCUGCGGGGAAAAAGUACCGCAUUUCUACAGCAAUUGAUGACAUGGAAGCCUUCACGAAACUAACAGAUAACAUUUUUCUGGAGAUUUUAUAUUCUACUGAUCCCAAACUGGAUGAAGCAAGAGAGCUAUUAAAAAAAAUCGAAUGCCGCCAACUAUACAAGUAUGUGAGUUGUACUCUUCUACCAGUGGGCAGUGGAAAGAUGAAAAGGGACCGUAAAGGCCUUCCACAAGAGGUUGCUGACGCCAAGCCUAAAGAACAGGAUGAACUGAAGGCCGAAGAUUUUGUCGUGGAUGUUAUCAACAUGAAUUAUGGAAUGGACGACCAGAAUCCUAUUGAUUAUGUUCACUUCUAUUAUAAGAAUGAUCCCAACAAAGCAGACAAGAUUGAUAAAGAAAAGGUAACUGUCUACUUAAUACGGUGA